GAAAGGAGUUUGUACAUGAAAACAACGGAAGAUGAGUUGAGCAAAAUACAAAAGCAAGAUGAUAGUGAUGAGUGAUGACAUAUGAUACCCGAGGCUGAAACCGAGACACAGAUCCUCUUCGGCUUCUGCUGCCUGAGGCGGUGCGCGACUUUGGUUUUUUUUACACCAUUCUAUUGCUGGCAAAGUUUUGAUUUUUGAGAGGCUUGAAUUUUCUGAAAUAAAACAUUCAAGAGAUUUAAAAGAAGAAGAAGAAGGGAGUGAAAGUGAAACUAUGAACCUUGAUUGGGAACAAGAACUGAGGAAGUAUCACAAUGUUAUAGCCUCAGGGACAAAGUCUAUGCAAAUAAAAGCCAUGGUUAUGUUGGCCCGUUUCUCUAAACAUGCCCCUGAGCGUGUAUUAGCUCAGACCAUACCCCUUCUCACUGAGAUUCUUGGUCAUGAUAUCUCAAAUGAUUCUGCUCCUUCACUUCAAGAGGCUGCUGCUUAUUGCUUGAAGUGUAUUGCUUGCAGAGGUGAUGGUGGGUUGGCAAUUGAAAUAGGUGGACAUGGUGCUACACAUUCUUUGAUAAGGUUGUUGCCUCAUUCUGAUGGGAAGAUGCAGAAAGUCCUGAUAAAAUGUUUGCUUCUUGUUGUCACUUUUUGUAAUUCAAGUAGGACAGUUGUUGCUACCAAUGGUGGGUUAGAAAUCAUCAUCAGUUUGUUGAAUUCUUGCUCCAAUGAUGUUAGGCGGUAUUUGUUAGAGAUUUUGAGUUUGUUGGCAUUGAGGAGGGAUGUUAGGAAGGCACUCACUAGACUAGGAGCUCUUCAUUUUCUUGUGGAGGCUGCUGGUUGUGGCAGCAUGGUUUCUAGGGAAAGAGCUUGUCAAUCUAUUGGGUUGCUUGGAGUCACAAGACAGGCUAGGCGUACCCUUGUUGAUUUGGGAGUGAUACCGGUGCUUGUGGAGCUGUUUCGCGAUGGAGAUCAAGCCACGAAAAUUGUAGCUGGUAACUCUCUUGGUGUGAUAUCUGCUCAUGUUGAUUACAUUAGACCAGUUGCUCAAGCUGGGGCUAUCCCCCUUUAUGCUGAGCUCCUUCAAGGACCUGAUCAUGCUGGUAAGGAGAUAGCUGAGGAUGUGUUUUGUAUAUUGGCUGUUGCGGAGGCUAAUGCUGUUGAAAUUGCCGGGCACCUGGUGAGAGUUCUUAGACAAGGUGAUGAUGAUGCAAAGGCAGCCGCGGCUGAUGUGAUAUGGGAUCUGUCAGGUUAUAAGCACUCAACAUCUGUGGUCCGUGAUUCGGGUGCAAUCCCUAUCCUUGUUGAGCUUUUGGGGAGUGGAAGUGAAGAGGUAAAGGAGAAUGUUUCUGGGGCAUUUGCUCAGCUAAGCUAUGAUGGAGGUGAUAGAAUAGCACUUGCCAAUGCAGGGGCAAUUCCAAUUCUCAUUGACUUGCUGCAUGAUGAGAUUGAGGAACUAAGGGAUAAUGCUGCUGAGGCUCUUGUCAAUUUUUAUGAAGAUCCAUUAUACCAUGAUAGAGUAUCUGAUGCAAUUAAUGUUCCUUCAUUCAGAAAUAUGCAGAAUAGACUAAUUCAUAUUCGCGCAUCAAACGAGCAUAUGGCUAGAUCCUUACGAAGAAUGAGUGUUGAGCAGCUCACUUGGAACCCAGAUCUUGUAUAAUCAUUUUAAGGGUAUGUUUUGAUCUCAACGCUUUUGCUAUAGAGGUUUCAACUUCUUUAAGUUGUAUCAAUGUUACACCCUAGCAUAGAUAUAUGUUGUCAUGAGUAUUGGGAAGAGGAGAGAACUUUCCAUGUAGAGACAAUCUUGAUAUCUUUGCUGUAUAUUUCAAGAAGUUCACAUACAAAGGUAUU
Messenger RNA from Gastrolobium bilobum, 1839 nucleotides. Its product is annotated as protein spotted leaf 11-like. Gene Ontology annotation, molecular function: protein binding. The transcript is spliced from 2 exons. The coding region runs from base 272 to 1648 and encodes 458 amino acids. Lineage: Eukaryota; Viridiplantae; Streptophyta; Magnoliopsida; Fabales; Fabaceae. The record is from RefSeq and is a predicted model, not a curated record.